AUGAGCGACACGGCCACGCCGCCUUCAGUUCUCGACAGCAGCCCCGCCGCGACUGCCGUUGACUUGCCAGCGAAGACACCGCCGAACCCACCACCGACGACCACCUCGUCAUCACCCUCGUCGCCCAAACCGCUUAGGCACAUUCCUGCCCACAUUGAAAGCACUACCAAGCUCGCGAGAAAUGUAUCCCCAGGCCUCCUGGCACGCAUGAAAUUUCUCAACCAGAUCAACGACAACAACAACAAGAGUGCUGUCGACGUCGGCCGCAUCGAGGAAGACCGCCUGCGCCGCCUGGACGAGUUCCGCAAAGCCCGCAGCCUCGAGAUUGAGCGCCGCGGCACCGCCUGGAGUGGAAAGCAAGCUGGGCAGGGUCCACCAGGUGCUGUAGCUGCAGCACAAACGCCGCUCGUGCCCCAGUCAACCGGCGAGAGCGUCCCGACGCUGGUCAUGGAGCCCGACUUCGACAGCGACCACAGCAGCGUCGUCUCCACCAGCGACAAAGUCCUCCCGUCCGAGUCCGAGGCCGAGAUCGAGCUUGACAUGCAAAAGUACCGCCUGCCCGAUGUCACCAAGCCAGAAAAGGCCCUCAGCGGUACCAUCACCGCUGCUGAGCCCGAGCCCACACCACCGCCCGCACCCCCCCAGAUAGAACCAGAGCCCAUCGCGCCUGUCGAAACAGAGCCCGCCGCACCCACGCCCCCACCCAAAGACACGCCACCCCUUCCCUCACCACCCGCCCCAGUCGCCGAAGAGGAGCCCUCUGUGCUAGACGACAACAAUGGCAUCGACAUCGAGUCCUACUUCCAGAAGCGCCACUACCCGCGCGCUGGCUCCAUCUACACCCUCUCCAAAGUCAGCUUCACCAAUCAGAUCCAGCAGUUGACCUCCAUGAAGCUUCCGCCCACGACCAUCGCGUCCGAAAUCACCGCCCUCCCCACGUCCGUCCAGGCCGGACGCGCACUGCACAAGGCGGCCAACGACAUCCGACUGUGGGUCUCCAAGACGAAAGAUGUCCUGAGCGGCCUCGACGCAGAGGACGACGUAGAAUGGGCUGCAGCUGCCGGAAGGGAAGGACUGGAGGAGGUGGAUGCCGCCAUCGGCAAGUUCGAGGGGCUCGUCAACGUCUACAUCAGCGCCAUCGAAGAUCUGCAGUCGCGUCCCGACAUUGCGCUCCUACCCACCAAAGACCAGACCACGCUUGUGAGCCAAAUGGAAGACAUCGUGAUGGACUGGGGUGAGAUCAAGCAGACGCUCAAGGGCAUCAAGAACCAGGUCGAAGUGGCCAUGGAGUGGGAAGAGCUGUGGAACAACGUACUCGGCGAAAUUGGCGUUGAGGUCGAGAACCUCAGUCGUCUAGUGUUUGAGAUGGAGGAGCGCAGACAUCGCGUCAUCUCCGACUCGGUCGCUGAAGCCCCAGAGAAAUUCGACAUUUCCGAGCUCGAGACCGUUGUUAAAGAGAUCCCCCGGAAGCAGGCUAUACUGAACAGCAAGCGGCUUAGUAUGCCGCCUGCCCUCUCCAUCGUCUCGCCCACUUCACCCAUUCCGCAAAUCGAACAGGAGAACUCACGCCUACUAGCCCUUUUCGCAAAGCUGCAGCCACUCCGUGCUUCCCUUGAUUUCCUCCCUAUGCGACUGAACGCCUUCCAGAUGCGCGCAAGCACAAUCUUCCCGUCCGCGUGUGACGAACUCGUACGAAGAAAGGAACAGCUGGAGGCAUCAGAGGAGAAGCUCGAAGCCGAAGCAAACGCGCUGAGAGAAGAGCUGGGUGAGGACAAAUGGGUGCACAGCUUCCGUCAAGCGGGUAGCAAGGCUGUCGCCAUGUACGAGUCGUGCAUGAAGAGCAUCCAGAGACUGCAGCAAGCCAUCGACGACAGCGACGAGGAGAAGCUGACUACACGUAUUGCCACCUACAAAGACAAGAGGGACCACUACCCUCCGUCAAUGAGGCGUGUACUUGAGCUGAUCGACAUUGAGAUGAAACAUAGGUCCACCGUCAACGGUGAGAUCCUGCGUAUACAACAAGACGUCCGCGCAAAGGUGGAGGACUUGGAGGAAGUGACUGGAAAUAUGGACGCCAUCUUGGACGAUUUUACCAGAUCACGCAAACUCCGUGACUCAGUAUCCACAGUACUAACAGAAGCCUCACUUCCACACUCGAAUCUCGACACACCAGGUACUUCUCCUGCUUCGAGUGUCGUCAUGAGCCGUAAGAGUAGUGGGCAUGGGCCUGCUGUUACUCCCGCCAACAAGAAACCUCGUCAGUCAAGUGUCGCGAGCUCGAAAUUGUCAGCACCUUCUAACCGGCGAUACUCGAGCAUACCCCUAGGCGGCGAAAGUGUCGCUUCCCGCAAAUCUACAUCGUCAGCACGCUUAGACUUUACACCCUCACGUGCCAUGUCUGGUACUGCAGCUAGUCAGGCACGCGCAAAGACCCCGACUGAAAGACCUGCUGCCAAACCUCGCUGGACCUCCGACUUUUACCACAUGCGUGACACUGUCGUUGGGCACAACUUCAAGCCAUCGUCUUUGACGACUCCCUCACCUUUCCGGAAAGACACAGACUCACCGGAUGGAUCUCGGAAAGGCUCAGCGAGCCGUUCUUCCAUACCUCUGAGAAGCCCGUUGAGCCGCUCGUCAACGACAGCGCCGCCCACAUCUAGUCGUUCUGCAUCUACUACUCCAGGACAGCAGCGCCUCACUCGAUCAUUGGCGAGCUCAACUAGCUCCCCUGUUACUCCCGCAAAGGGCAAGCUGCCGAUACGUUCUACACCCCUUUCUUCACCUCAGGUGAAAGCAAGCACGCCAGCAUCUAGUCGUCGCGUCUCAACAGUAGCGGAGGAUAGCAGGAGCCCUGCCAAGGAAGAAAGCCCCGCAGCCCGUCGCGCAUCACGACCUCCGAGUGUUACAGCGAGCCGUCGCAGCAGCCUACUUCCUACACCUAAGUCGCGUACUACAUCUGCUUCCAAGGUCAUAGAGACAACCCCUCCUAAGCGUACCAGCAGCAGGCUUGAUAGCUUGGCUGAAAGCCGUACUUCCAGCCGUGUUAGCGGUCGUCAAUCGAGCCAGGGAGAUCGACCUGUGUGGAGAUAG
Messenger RNA from Alternaria burnsii, 3090 nucleotides. RefSeq lists its product as uncharacterized. Gene Ontology annotation, biological process: nuclear migration along microtubule; establishment of spindle localization; mitotic spindle orientation checkpoint signaling. Gene Ontology annotation, cellular component: spindle pole body; mating projection tip; cell cortex. The record is from RefSeq and is a predicted model, not a curated record. Lineage: Eukaryota; Fungi; Ascomycota; Dothideomycetes; Pleosporales; Pleosporaceae. The transcript has a single exon. Bases 1 to 3090 code for a protein of 1029 amino acids.